Fundulus heteroclitus (mummichog) is the source of this 3074-nucleotide messenger RNA. RefSeq names its product phosphatidylserine synthase 1a (gene ptdss1a). Gene Ontology annotation, biological process: phosphatidylserine biosynthetic process. The record is from RefSeq and is a predicted model, not a curated record. The transcript has 13 exons. Gene Ontology annotation, molecular function: L-serine-phosphatidylethanolamine phosphatidyltransferase activity. Lineage: Eukaryota; Metazoa; Chordata; Actinopteri; Cyprinodontiformes; Fundulidae. Bases 251 to 1645 code for a protein of 464 amino acids.
UUGGCAUCACCAAAGCAGCAAACCAAUCAAAACCCAAACAAGAACCGUUUCCCGGGAGCACUCUCUCUCCCAUCUAUUCACUCCGUCGCUUUCCGCUUGCACACACUGCCAGCCAGCUCGUUAUGUAACGGCAUCUAAUUAUUUUAGCUGCUUCCUCGUCUCUGAUCUGGACGGCCGGGGUGGGAACCCCUUUUUUUUCUCCCCUCAUGUCGCCCCUGCCGCUCCGCUGCCCCGCUGCGUCCUGCCCGCCAUGGCGUCCGUGUACAGCGGGUCGCACACAUUGAGCAAGGAUGAUGUCAACUACAGGAUGCAUUUCCGAAUGAUUAACGAGCAGCAGGUCGAGGAUAUCACCAUCGACUUUUUCUACAAGCCGCACACGAUAACGCUGCUGACAUGCACGGUGCUCAGCUUGAUGUACUUCGCGUUUGCGAGAGAUGAUGGGAAUCCUGACAGUAAUGUCUGGGUGGGGCUCAUUCUGGUCAUCUCCUUCUUCCUGGUCAUCAGUGUUUUGGCCUUUCCCAAUGGUCCCUUCACCAGGCCACAUCCAGCAAUAUGGCGAAUAGUGUUUGGUCUGAGCGUGCUCUACUUUCUGUUCCUGGUCUUCAUCAUCUUCCUCAACUGGCAGCAGGUGAAGCAGCUCAUGUACUGGCUGGAUCCCAACCUGCGCUACGCCAAGAGAGAGGCAGACAUCAUGGAGUAUGCCGUGAACUGCCACGUCAUCACCUGGGAGAGAAUCCUGAGCCAUUUUGACAUCUUUGCCUUCAGCCAUUUCUGGGGCUGGGGUAUGAAGGCCCUGCUCAUUCGGAGCUAUGGCCUCUGCUGGACCAUCAGUAUUACCUGGGAGCUUACUGAGCUUUUCUUCAUGCAUCUGUUGCCCAACUUUGCGGAGUGCUGGUGGGACCAAGUGAUUCUGGACAUCCUGCUGUGUAACGGAGGUGGAAUCUGGCUGGGCAUGACCGUCUGUCGCUUCUUGGAGAUGAGGACCUACCACUGGGCCAGUAUUAAGGACAUCCACACCACCACAGGGAAGAUCAAGCGAGCUGUGCUGCAGUUCACUCCCGCGAGCUGGACUUACGUGCGCUGGCUCGAUCCAAAGUCCUCCCUGCAGCGAGUGAUGGGAGUCUACUUGUUCAUGAUCAUCUGGCAGCUAACGGAGCUGAACACAUUCUUCCUCAAACACAUUUUCGUCUUUCCCGCGAGCCACGCUCUCAGCUGGUGCCGGAUCUUGUUUGUCGGGAUCAUCACCGCUCCGACAGUACGGCAGUAUUACGCGUACCUCACAGACACGCAGUGCAAGAGAGUGGGGACGCAGUGCUGGGUGUUUGGGGCGAUAGCCUUUCUGGAGGCCUUGGCGUGUAUCAAAUUUGGACAGGACUUGUUCUCAAAAACCCAGAUCCUCUAUGUGGUUCUCUGGCUGCUGUGUUUGGCCUUCAUUACAUUCCUGUGUCUGUAUGGGAUGGUGUGGUAUGCAGAAACAUACGGUCCAAGGGGAAAGAGCCUCUCUGAGUGUGAGGACAGUAAUUACACCGAGUCUCCUGACCACAUGUCUGGGGAAUUUAAAGACGACAUGGACGCAAACGGCGAGAGCCCCACGAUUAGACGAAGAGGGAAACCCAAACCCUUGAACGGCAUGGACAGGCAGUAGGCAUUCAAACUCCGUCCGCGGAGGCAAGUGUGACGAGAAAGCAAAGAUGGAGACGCUUCCUGGUGUAACACAAUAUCCACAACCCCACCGCCCCCCCACCACCCCCCCACCGCCUCCGCUUUCUGGACAGAGAGGGAGCGCAGACAGCAGAGGAGAAGAAGAGGACGAACAGGUUAUCGCAGCGUUCUAAUGAAAGCGGAGCGGCUCAGACUACAGAGAGGCUCGUUGGAGCGCGUGCCGGAGAGGCUCCUAAACCACUAAUCGAAGGCUCCUUUGUGUGUGAAUGAGAGCGAGACAGGCUGUGGGUGUAGAAGAGAAGAGAAACGACUAUAGCUGUGACUGCAUGUUCAUUGUAGCUUUUAAAUUACCUGUAUCCUCUGACACAAUAUCACCGAAGGCUGAUGUAAAUUUGACUGAACGCCAGUAAGUUGGUUCAAAGCAUUUCAAUGUUAAAAGCCAUUUUAGAGAUUCAUCACUUUAUUUGGAGCUUGUAUGUUUUUUUACAUAUAUAUAUAUACAUAUAUAUAUACACACACACGUCCUUCACUGACGAUCUAUUUACAUCCUAAAUGUGCGUGUUGUCCUGUUGUUGUUUUUUUUUUAACUUGAAUGUGGGCAGAAUUUCUAUAUGCCAGACAGCUUUAGCUUGUUAGCUCGUUCAACUGAGGUUUAAUUUGUAAUGAAGCACACAGUUAAAGCACUUUGCAGGAGGUUUUCCUUGAAAGAUACUGUACAUUUCAUAAUGUUCAAGUAUUAUGUGAACUAUUGUGAUCCAGAGUGACUUUAGUUUCCCUCUCCGCCUGUGGCUGCUAUCUUUAUUAUUAUUAUUUUUUUAUUAUUUUGCUAUGUUUUAAUGUACCGAUUUAAGGAGGGCGAUUAUUCAGACUCGUGCAGGUGGGUUUCUUUCACUCUCGACCUUCUUGUUCCAUUUAUUUCCUCUGCAUGACUGUCAAAUCAAGUGUUUUGAUAGGAAAAUGUUACAACUGUAGGAAAAAGUCUUUAUAUGAUCUAAACCUGAUCACAAGUAUUGUCUUUUACUGUCAUUGUAAUGUGUUAAUUCACGCCUUGUGCCUGUUUGCAUGGGAUUAUUAUUUCUAACGCUUCUGGGUCUGUAUUUAGACUAAAUCUAAGCUCUCUCUCCCGUUGAAUAUUCUCACCUCGAGUGCUUCGUUGGAGCUUCGUUGUCAUUUCGUUCCGUCAGUAUCAUCUCAGCACCGAGAUAUCUCUCGUAUCCUCGACAAUCUAAAUGCUGGCCUCGGUGAAGCAGUCGUCGGGGCAACAUUAGGCUUUGUAAAUGAUACAAUGUCUCUGGAUUUACAUUUCUUUUUGCCAAAAAAAAAAAAUACUGUUGAAGAUGACCUUUGCUGUUGGUUUCACUGUGAGAGAAAAAAAGUCAACAUAUUAAAAUGUUUUACAGUUCCUCUUUAAA